AUGUUUGUUUAUCCUCUUGAUACUGUUAAAAGAAGAAUGUAAAUGGAUGGAUAUAUAUAGAAUUAUACAUUUAAAAAUACUAAAGCUUGUAUAUAAUAUAUGUAUCAAAAUGAAGGAGUUAGUUCUUUUUAUGGCGGAUUUACAGUUUCAUGUGUUAAGUUUGUUUUAAGUUCAAUAACUUAAACUAUUUUAGCAGACUAAUGGGCUAAUUAAUUAUAUAUUUUUAAAAUAAUUAUUGGCUUGCCGGGAAUCGAACCCGGAUCACUAGUACCCGAAACUAGUAUUCUACCACUAAACCACAAGCCCUUUGUUAAAUUUGACAUAUGUAAUAGCUGA
Ichthyophthirius multifiliis is the source of this 336-nucleotide messenger RNA. RefSeq names its product mitochondrial carrier protein, putative. The record is from RefSeq and is a predicted model, not a curated record. Lineage: Eukaryota; Ciliophora; Oligohymenophorea; Hymenostomatida. The transcript has 5 exons.